AUGCUCCCUAGGCUUCUGAAGGCAGACCAGAAAUGAAGGGUAAAGGAAGCAGCAUGGGCUCUUAGAGGGGCACUGGAGGUGACUGCAAGCCUUCCUUGUCUCAGAGAGUCUUUUGUGGGGCUUGUUCACAGUCCCAGAGGGGGAAAUAUCUGCAGCCUGGGAGGGCAUAUCCCCCCUGGUCAUAACUAGCCUCAUGCCCACUUCACAGUAAAGCCUCCUUCUUUUCAGCAGACCUUACUCCCAGUAGGGAACAAGUGUUACUGGUAUGGCUCUGUCAGGCUUGAUCCAGACCUUUAGGUCACUGCUGCUGUCUUCCAGUCCUCACCUCACACAGCCCAUUCAUCUUGCUAGUCAAUUCCAAACCCACCGUGAAAUCGGGACUUCUGUGGUGAUGUCUGCUCGAGAUAUGCUGUGGAAAUGCAGAACGAAGUAUACAGUCAAGCCCAUUCCCAAAAGAAAGACAGGUGGCCGAGAUCACACAGGACGUAUCAGUGUGCAUGGAAUUGGGGGAGGAAGAAAACAGUGCUAUCGUAUGAUUGAUUUCCGAAGGCUGAACUAUCAAGAUGGGACAGAACCUGGUCCAUUCGAGGAGAAAGUGAUUCAAGUCCGCUAUGAUCCAUGCAGGUCAGCAGAUAUAGCUCUGGUAGCUGGAGGGAAGCGGAAACGCUGGAUCAUUGCAACAGAAAACAUGCAAGUUGGUGACAUCAUAAAAACUUCAGGACUCAUAGGCAGGAUGGCAGUCUCAGCUAAAGAAGGAGAUGCGUAUCCAGUUGGGGCUUUACCAGUAGGGACGCUGAUAAACAACUUGGAAAGCCAUCCUGGCAAAGGAGCACAGUAUAUCCGAGCUGCAGGGACCUGUGGUGUAUUGCUAAGGAAAGUGAAUGGAACUGCCAUCAUACAGUUGCCCUCCAAGAGACAAAUGCAGGUGUUGGAGACUUGCAUGGCUACGGUGGGGCGAGUUUCCAAUAUCGACCACAACAAGCAAAUCCUUGGGAAAGCUGGUCGGAAUCGGUGGUUAGGAAAGCGGCCAAGUAGUGGCCUGUGGCAUCGGAAAGGAGGGUGGGCAGGGCGCAAGAUCAGACCUCUCCCACCCAUGAAGAGUUAUGUGAACCUCCCAACAGCUUCUUCACGUGAUUGAAAUCUGGGCUCUUGCUGUCAGUGGGGAUUUGGUCAAUAAAGCCUACCUGUUUUAACCUGCA
Messenger RNA from Sceloporus undulatus (fence lizard), 1199 nucleotides. It is a transcript of the gene MRPL2, whose product is annotated as mitochondrial ribosomal protein L2. Gene Ontology annotation, molecular function: RNA binding; structural constituent of ribosome. The coding region runs from base 266 to 1138 and encodes 290 amino acids. The record is from RefSeq and is a predicted model, not a curated record. Lineage: Eukaryota; Metazoa; Chordata; Lepidosauria; Squamata; Phrynosomatidae. Gene Ontology annotation, cellular component: ribosome. The transcript has 8 exons. Gene Ontology annotation, biological process: cytoplasmic translation.